UGUCCCUGAAACAGUCUAUCCUUGUAUUAGAAAGAAAACGGGUGUGACUCAUGGAGGUAUAAUGUUAGGAAGGGGAAGACGUGUUACUUAGUCCACCUGUAGCCGCCAAGUGGGAAGGUAUCGCUCUCUCUUCCACUUCAAAUUUCACAUUCCUUAGGAGCUAAAAUAACCAUGGACUUUUAUUAUAUGCCUAUCUCGGCACCUUGCCGGUCGGGGAUGCUGACUGCCAAGGCUGUGGGUGUGGAGCUCAAUCUUAAACAUCUUGACCUGUUUUCCGGAGAGCACAUGAAGCCAGAAUUCCUGGCCAUCAACCCUCAACACGUGAUCCCCACUUUGAUCGACGGUGACUUCGUCCUUUGGGAGAGCCGUGCUAUCUGCACGUACCUAAUUAGCCAGUAUGGCAAGGAAGACUCGCUGUAUCCCAGUGACCCAAAGACCCGUGCCACUAUAGAUCGUCUCCUAUACUUCGACAUGGGCACACUCUACCACCGCUUUGGAGAGUAUGUGUACCCAGUAAUGUUCAGAGGAGAGGAGAAAGUUGACCCAGUUAAGCUAGAAGCUCUUCAUGAGGCGCUGGGAUGGUUAAACGACUUCCUGGCCGGUCACGAGUGGGCCGUCGGCGAUAAUGUCACGGUUGCAGACAACGUUCUCGUGGCUUCAGUCUCUACCUUUGAGGCUUCGGGAAUAGACAUUAGCAAGCAUGCUAAUGUGGCUGCCUGGUUGGAGAAGUGCAAGUCAACCCUACCAGGCUAUGCUGAGAUCAACGAUCCUGGUGCUGUAGCUUUUGGAAAGAUGGCAAAGGCCAAGCUGGGCAUAGAUUGAAUUUCCUUAAUUUUGAACACCUGAUUGCACCGAGAUUACCUGUUUAAGCAGUUUAGUUUAGAAGUGACCCUUCAGGGUUUAGUGCUUAAUUUUUAUAUUAUAACCAAUGUAUUGCACUAUUGCAAAUGCUAAACUCAUCAGUUUCAAUCUUGAGGUAAAUAAUUUUAAAGUUAACUAAAAUUCUUAGGAUUGAGCUAGCAGAUGGAAAGAAGCCUUAACCAAUAUCACUGUAUUUAAGAUUCAUGCACUUCUUAAACCUACUGUAUGCUAAAACUUUUAUAAUUUUUUCCUAUCUUAUUUUUUGCUGAUUUACCCAUAAGAUGCCUUCGUUGGUGAGGGGCUCAUAUGUCUGUUCCAUAAAACUUGAUUGUUUCCUAUUGCCUA
Molecule: messenger RNA, 1206 nt
Organism: Cherax quadricarinatus
Lineage: Eukaryota; Metazoa; Arthropoda; Malacostraca; Decapoda; Parastacidae
Source: RefSeq, a predicted model, not a curated record